AUGCCGGUUGCCAAUGGCGCAUCCAGAAGACGUCAGAAUUUCCAGAAAGUUGUUGUCGCUUGUACUGUAUACAUGAAGCGCUGUACAAGUGUUCUUGACUUAAUAUACCUUGUGCACCUUUGGCGUUGCUCAACAAAUCAAGCGAAAACUACGUGGAUUGCUCUAUGCCAUGCGCACAAGAAAUGUCGGCGACCACUUGGUAUUGCGAUUGAGUUUGAACUGAGUCUAAGCGAUCGAAUUCUGCUACCUGACGCCUGCCCAUCAAGCACUAAAUAUGGGUUCCUAUGCAAAGAUAAGCGUGAAGACCCCUCCAAAGAACCAAUCCUCUUGGAGUCGUACUCAGAGACUGAGUCAGUCCGCUCCAACAUGACACGUUUGUCCAUCGAUGUGGCGAUGCGCUUGUUGAGGUCAAGCGAGGUUAAGAAAAAAAGUACCACUCACCUGUCCAAACGAUCCUUUUCCGAUCAAACUCUGUAUCAGAUAUCGUCCCAUCCACAUUUCACCCGGUCGCACGAUAUAGUCGUAAUUGGCAUCGGUGUGACGUCUGUCCACCUGUUGCUGGGAUGCCGGCGGGUGCUGACUGUUCCCAGUUCCGUUCUUCGCCAGGGUCAUCGAUGCUGUCGUUGUGGUGAUGAUCGUGGGUACUUGUGGCGCUUGGGACUGCUGCAUGGACGGUACAGGUGCGAACCGGGAGUCAUUGGUUGCGCUAUUCGUGGGCAUAACGGCUGUGAGUGUGCCGUCAUUCAGAAUGGACGAGUUGAACAUGGGCUGAUUCACAUAGGUCACGGCCGUGGAUUUGCCGACCACUUCAUUGGCCGGUCGAUUGGCCGCUGCCCUUUGAACGGCGCCAGCUAUUUGAGCUUGAUGUUGUUGAUAUUGAAGAUGGUGGUGAUGGUGCUGGAACACUUCGUUGGGAUGGGGUCGGAAGGACGUUGGUGGAGCCAUAAGAAGAGAACAGGACAGGGAGGGCGACAGCAUAGGGCUAGCCUAUCACAAACAUACGAGGUACCUUUGUCUCCGACAUUUGAUUGGACAUUCAGGAUAGGAACUGACAACAUUAAUGUCUACGGGCGCGAGAUGGCUCAGUGGAUGGCUCAGCGCGGAUCUACUGACCGGGAGGUCCCUAGUUCGAACCCGGCCUCUACCUCCCGUCUAGGCUUGGGCAAUCUGGCAGUAUCCCAGCCCUCGUGCUUCCCUCUGGUGGCAUGGAAGUUAGGCACCGAAAGCGUGCUACAGCUGAACGAACGAUGUACUUAG
This is a messenger RNA of Opisthorchis viverrini, 1257 nucleotides long. RefSeq lists its product as hypothetical. Bases 1 to 1257 code for a protein of 418 amino acids. The record is from RefSeq and is a predicted model, not a curated record. The transcript is spliced from 3 exons. Lineage: Eukaryota; Metazoa; Platyhelminthes; Trematoda; Opisthorchiida; Opisthorchiidae.